GCUCCGCUCUGUGGCCGCCGCCGCCCCGCUCUACGAUGUGGUGGUGUCGGGCGGGGGUAUGGUCGGGAGCGCCAUGGCCGCCGUGCUGGACUCCAGGCCCAAGUAAAUUCCAGCUCGUUGGGUGAAGCCGUGGAAGGAGCCAUUGUCGUAUGGGAGGAGUACCCCAACUGACAACGCGGGACAGCAGAACCCCGAGUCGAGCUAAUACUCAACUUUGUCCAAUUUGUCGCCAAUGCAGUCUGUAUCUUAUUUGCCAUUGUUAUUACUGUGGGAAAUAUAUAAUCCAUUAUAACGGAUCACAACAAGUAUAUUUAGUGGGCACACUAUCUCCUUUUUGUAUUAGAUGUAGAUGUAUUAAUCGAUUAGAAAUACUAACGAGAAAAAGAUAUUUUUGUUGCCGAACUAACAGGGUUGUAGUAAUAUAAGAUAAAUUGUUGUGAGAAUUUUAUUGUGACUAUUCCUAUAUAAUAUAUAUAUUAAAACUUUUGAGUAAAUUCCUACCAGGAAAAACAGUAACGAGGAUAAUUUAAGUAUUAGGAUACCUAUAAAACACACUGAACUUUUGGGACAUAGCAUACAAAUUGGACCAAGAGCUAACCCUACAACCCCUUGAGUGUUUAGAAAAGACCACCUCUUAAGGAAGAGGGCAAGACCGGAUAGGGAACCAGUGGUGCGGCUAAAAGGGUCUGCCAAGGGCUGCAACCCCUCGGGGCUGUGACCGCCGACCACUAUGGCCCUUACCGGACCUCUUCUAGUCCUACUUGGGGUGAGUUCUUUGACUCUGGCUACGGAAAACAACUGCGGUCAAUGUAUAGUGACUACUAGAAGGGGACGGGUAAGCUCCCUAACCGUGGUAUAUCAUACUAUCUAUGACUGCAAAGGUCAGAAAAUUGGAAGCUGCAUCUAUAACCAAACCCGGUAUGCUCUAUGCAGAGAAGGAAACAGAACUGUAUGUUAUGAUCCAAAGGAACUCCCUUAUCAAUAUUGGGUCGAGAUUAGAACAAAUGAUCAAAAUGGGAGAUUAAUAGGAUCAAGUAAAAAAAUUACUAAUUUGACCAUACCCAUCUGGGUGUCCUUUGAUGCAUGUGAUGCAAUUGACGAUGACCCAGACACAAAUUGUGGGAGUGUAGAGUGGAGAAAAUAUUAUUCAAAACAACCAAAGUAUUUAUGUCCAGGAGCCGGACAUUGCCAAAUUAAUGCAGACUACCGGCGUUCUGGAACGGCAAGAUAUCAAUCUGCCCACUUAUGUGGCAGGAGGGGAUGGGGGUGUGUGUGUUGGGCAACCCAAAAUUGGGGGUAUGAAAGUCAUUGUAGGGAAAUACAGGCCUCCAUAACCACGGGGCCUGUAGAUAAAAACUGCACCACCCGUAGCUGUAAUCCUGUCAACAUAACUAUUAAAAACCCAGAAAAAUGGAAACAGAAACAAAUAGUUUACCUUGGGCUUAAAAUCUAUGGGACAGGAGAGGACCCAGGCAUUGUCUUGAAUUUACAGACCAAAGAAAAAAUCUAGAGAAUCAAUACAACAUUGGUUAUUGUUUAACUCCUUUUAUCAUGAAGUAGAGACAGGAAUAAAAUAUGAAAUUCUCACAGUUGCUAAAAAUCUAUUUGUAAAUCUUGCAGAGAAUAUCGCUAAAUCAUUAAAUGUGACUAAUUGUUGUGUUUGUGGUGGGACAAAUCAAGGUGAACGAUGGCCAUGGGAGGCCAUGGAGAGCAACAUAAGUAAUCCCCAAGUAUGGAAAACAAUGGGAAAGGAUAAUAGGAAACAACAAUGGGUACUUCAAACGAGUAUAAUUGGGAGGAGUUGUUGGCAAAAUCUAAGGGAUGAUGGAAGAGAAGUAGGUAACCUGGAGUGUGAAGGAGGUUAUCUAUGGAAUGAAACUCGGAAUAAUUGGGAUAGGUGGGGAAACCCACUAGAAAUGAAUAAUCAAUUUAAAAAUUGGACAAGUGGAACGAAUAUACCAAAUGGUUGGCCAACUCCUGAAGGACAUUAUUGGAUUUGUGGCAGAUUAGCUUAUGCAUAUUUGCCAAGGAAUUGGACAGGGUCCUGUGUAUUAGGAACUAUAAGACCCAGUUUUUUCCUAUUACCCAUAAAUCGAGGAGAGUGGCUAGGAGUUCAAAUAUAUACAGAGGCUAAUGAGUUAGGAAAAAGACAUCAGAAACGGAACCUACAAAUUGGGCAUUGGAAAGAUAAUGAAUGGCCUCCUGAGAGAAUUAUUGCCUAUUAUGAUCUAGCUACAUGGGCAGAAGACGGAUCCUGGGGCUAUAGGACCCCAAUAUAUAUGCUUAAUAGAAUAAUAAGGUUACAAGCUGUAGUGGAAGUAAUCGUAAAUAAAACUGGAGAUGCACUUGGAUUAAUUGCAAAACAAAAUACCAAGAUGAGAACUGCUUUAUAUCAAAAUCACUUAGCUUUGCAUUAUUUGUUAGCACAGGAAGGGGGUGUUUGUGGAAAAUUUAAUCUUAGUAAUUGUUGUUUAGAAAUUGAUAAUGAAGGAAAAGCUGUGAAUGAACUUGUAACGGAAAUGAAGAAAAUUGCACAUGUCCCAGUUCAGACUUGGAAUGGAAUCAAUCUAGGAGGAUUAUGGGGGGACUUUAUGAACGGUGAUUGGCUCAUUAAAAUUGGGAUAGUUGUAUUGGGAAUAUGUGGAGGAUUGUUAAUAAUUCCAUGUUUAAUACCUUGUUUUACUAGACUAAUACAUUCGGUUAUACAAGGAAUGCAGAUAUCUGCCGUACCUGUUGAUCCAGAAUCUGGAAGAGAAAAGACCCAUUCCCUGAUGAUAAUAAAAACAAAGGAAGAUCCAAAAUUGAUACCAAUUCGGCAACUGUUAACACGAUUAGAAGCGAAAACACGAAUCAAUACCAUAAAAAAGGAAAUGGGGGAUUGUGAAAUGUAUUCACCUGAUUCGUGUCAAUAUAAAACAAUGCUAGGGCCGCGUGGUGAAAUGUGACCCUCUCUGCAUAUGUAAUCUUUAACCAUUUUGCUUGAUCUUGUAUAACCGCAGGCCUAGAGGAAGUAGAAUGGUAUGUAUAUAGUUCUUGCUUCUUGCAAAAGCCACCUAACAUUUUAGUAUGCCAGCUUGAACCGGUCUUGUUGCUAGCCACGUGGUAUUGAGCAAGGGAGGCUUGUAAAGUGCAUGCGUAAGGUCUAGGGUCAUCCGGAGGGAGAGCCGAGGAAGACUACUGACUUCAUCCAACGACCACCAGAUGAGAGUAAGGAAGACCCCAAGAGGCGAAAAGGACAUGCACUAAAAGAGAUACGCCUAUUCCUGGAAUUCAUUUGCAUAGACCCACCUUGUCUUGGAAAUAGCUAUGAAUAUGUAUUAGCAGAAGGAAUAUAAACCAAAACCAGGAACUGUACGGUGUGCGCCUUGGUAGAGCAGAGACUCCCGGUGCACCCAGCGCUGUUUGCU
Molecule: messenger RNA, 3407 nt
Organism: Aquila chrysaetos chrysaetos
Lineage: Eukaryota; Metazoa; Chordata; Aves; Accipitriformes; Accipitridae
Gene: COQ6
Product: coenzyme Q6, monooxygenase
Exons: 2
Coding region: 1704-2945 (413 amino acids)
Biological process (GO): ubiquinone biosynthetic process
Cellular component (GO): mitochondrion
Molecular function (GO): oxidoreductase activity, acting on paired donors, with incorporation or reduction of molecular oxygen, NAD(P)H as one donor, and incorporation of one atom of oxygen; FAD binding; 2-octaprenyl-6-methoxyphenol hydroxylase activity
Source: RefSeq, a predicted model, not a curated record